GUGGCGGCGGUUGUGUGGAACUUGAUACGAAGGACCCGGGAUGUUCUCCUUGCUUUGGGAGGGCAACCUGUGAUUAGCCAAGGAAGGAGGCGAAGCGCGCUCCAAUUGGCUAGUAGGCGCGGUUUCUAAGUCCCGCCUCCUGCUGAGGGACAGGCCUGGCUGCGCGGGGUUGUAGUUUGGCUGAGGGACGGGCCCGGCGAGGAAAGGGACGCUGGCCUGCCAGUUCACACACUCUUCCCCACCUGAUGUUAGGGCCCUUCCUUCACUUACUGCCAAGAGGUCACUGGUUCCUGAAGCAGGAAACUGCGCCCACUGUAGGGUCCAUACCUUGGGCGACUGACCCUCGCUGCUGACUGGCCACAUCUCCCUCAUGCCGCUUGGACUAGGCCGACGGAAGAAGGCCCCACCGCUGGUGGAGAAUGAGGAAGCCGAGCCCAUUCGCAGUGGCCUGGGCGGGCUGGGGGUAGGCAGCGUUGGUGUGGUUGGCGGGGCACUUCAGCCUGGCCUCCCCCCACCCCCUGCCAGUCUCCGCCCUCGACUUGUGUUCCACACCCAGCUGGCCCACGGAAGCCCCACUGGCCGGAUUGAGGGCUUUACCAAUGUCAAAGAACUGUACAGUAAAAUUGCCGAGGCCUUUAAAAUCUCACCAGCCGAGGUGAUGUUCUGCACCUUAAAUACCCACAAAGUGGACAUGGAAAAACUGUUGGGUGGCCAGAUUGGCCUAGAGGAUUUCAUCUUCGCCCACACAAAGGGCCAGAGGAAGGAGGUUGAGGUGUUCAAAUCUGAGGAAGCCUUGGGCCUGACCAUCACGGACAACGGAGCUGGCUAUGCUUUUAUCAAGAGAAUCAAGGAAGGGAGUGUUAUUGACCGGAUCCAAGUCAUCAAUGUGGGGGACAUGAUCGAGUCUAUCAAUGGACAGAGUCUUAUUGGCUGCCGGCAUUAUGAGGUCGCCAAAAUGCUCAAGGACCUGCCCAAAGGCCGCACUUUCACACUGAAGCUUACUGAGCCCCGGAAGGCUUUUGAUAUGAUCAGUCAGCGGUCUGCAGGAGGCAAACACAGCGGGAGCGCUCAGCUUGGCACAGGAAGGGGCACCCUGCGGCUUCGAGCCAAAGGACCAGCUACUGUGGAGGAACAGCCAUCUGCAUUUGAGGAAAAGGCCAUUGAGAAGGUUGAUGAUCUUUUGGAGAGUUACAUGGGCAUCCGUGACACAGAGCUAGCUGCUACCAUGGUGGAGCUGGGAAAGGACAAACGGAAUCCUGACGAAUUUGCAGAGUCCCUGGACGAGCAGCUGGGGGACUUUGCCUUCCCCGACGAGUUUGUCUUCGACGUCUGGGGAGCGAUUGGCGACGCCAAGGUUGGGCGCUACUAGGACUCUGCGCCCUCUGCUGGACCCUGCAGGCAGGACUACUAGGCAGGCCACUGGUGGGCCUGGCACACCACUGUGCCCUCACUUCGAUGCUGGGCCACACCUGCCUCCUUUCCCUAGGGGCUGGAGAGGCCCUCAAGCAAUAAGUCACCUGCAUUAAUGACUGGAGUGUAAUGUGAAUGGGGGCCAGAAUCACUGCUGCUGACCACCUCUUUGUGCAUGAGGCUCCCUCAGACCUGAACACAGUCCCCUAGGAGUCCCUUGCUGCCAGUUCUUGGCUUCUGCCACUCUGCUCAUACAGUUUGCUGUUCUCAGGGAGAUGCAGCUGCUCCUUGCUGGUUUCCAGGCCUAUCCUUGAACGAGGAUAUGCACGCAUCCUGAUAGGCAGUUAGUCUGGGGGGAAUCUCACAGGCACUCUCGGGCGACAGAUGAGGCUGGGGUGAGUUCAGAUGGGUUUGGACAGCCCUGACACAACCAUUUGGGUGGGUGGGUGGGCAGGUGCGGCAAAAGCUCCUCACUGUGCAUAUCUGCUCUGGAUAGGCUAAGAGGGUACACACACUCAUCCCUCUUUUCCAGCAUGAACAUCCUCUGCUGGUCCAGCUCCAGUCCAUUUUGGUACGAUAUGCACUGGGAAGCUGUUUCUCUUGCCACAGGUGGACCUCGUUUCAUAGCUGCUCUCUCUUGCUUGAUCCUCAUAGCUUGGCUUUGGGUAGUAAAUGCAAGAGAGGCACUCAGAAAUCAGAGAGCAUCAGAUUACAAGGUAAAAAAAAAACUGGUGGAGGAAAUAAAGUCCCCGACCCCAAUCUUGUUUUCUAGAGAGAUCCUUUCCUUCCAUGUGGCUAGGCAGUCCUUCCAGCUGAGUUUCGGCUGCUGGUCCUACCCUGCCUAACAAAGCCUGCCUCUGCUUCCCGGCCCCAUCGUCAGCUGUUGAACUUGAAUCCAUUUUGAGUGGCAGUCUCAAGCUUCCUUUGGUUGGGCAUGGCUGAGAACAGCUGGCAGCAAAGACACAAGGCUGUAUAGCCAGCCCCUUCCCCUGAAUGGAUCUGGCUUGUCCUGCCCCCAACCACUUCCCCAGAGGGAAGCGUGGUUUCAAGGCCCACCUCCUCUUUAACCGCCACCCCCCAUCUGCAGCUGAGCUUCUUGCCCCCAGUUACUCACUUUGUGGAUAGUACAAAGAUUGUCAUCCCAUGUGACUCACUGGCGAUGAGCCAUUGCUGAGCCUGUCACACCAGUGGCAUUCCCCCGUCCCAAUUACUGCUGGGAAUAUUCCCUUGCUGGACUGGUUCUGGGGAACUCCUCUGCUCAGGGUGAUACUGCUUGGCACUGGGGACGUUCCCAGAGGGCAGCAAAACCACAAGCAGCAACAGCAGCAGGUUCUCCUUGCAGUCUGGGUUUGGGCAUGUCCUUGUCGAGAUCUGUCUUUGACUAAUCUGUCCAACUUUGUCAUACUGACCUACCUCCCAGGGUGGCCCAGUUAAUAAUGCCUGAAAAGCUGCCUCUGUUAAAUUAUUGAUAUUCUCUCACUGACACUACACACGCGCGCACACACACCCAAAUGUUGGGCCUCUUCCCUGUACUGUAUCCCAAUACUGUAGUUCAGGCACUGUCUGGUCACCCUAGGAGCCAUGAAGGCCCCCUCCCUCUUCAAUUACACCUCACAGCCCCAAUCCACCUACUGUAUCUCUUUAAGACACUAACCCCAAGUAGGAUGUGGAGCCUAGUUGCCCUCGGGACCCACACCUCAUGCUCAGAGUGGGUGAGGUUUCUGCCAAGCCUUGCUGCCUUCCUGUGCCCUGGCACUGGAAGCCUUGUGGGUAGACCAGGCACCACAUUCUCCUUGGGCAUAUUUUUGUAUUCUAUGUGUAAAGCAUCUUUAAGAUAAAAAUAUAUUGACAUUACUAAA
Molecule: messenger RNA, 3269 nt
Organism: Podarcis raffonei (Aeolian wall lizard)
Lineage: Eukaryota; Metazoa; Chordata; Lepidosauria; Squamata; Lacertidae
Gene: GIPC1
Product: GIPC PDZ domain containing family member 1
Exons: 8
Coding region: 371-1369 (332 amino acids)
Molecular function (GO): protein binding
Source: RefSeq, a predicted model, not a curated record